This is a messenger RNA of Musa acuminata subsp. malaccensis (wild Malaysian banana), 8016 nucleotides long. RefSeq lists its product as uncharacterized. Gene Ontology annotation, cellular component: RAVE complex. Gene Ontology annotation, molecular function: protein binding. NCBI's taxonomy places the organism in Eukaryota, Viridiplantae, Streptophyta, Magnoliopsida, Zingiberales, Musaceae. Gene Ontology annotation, biological process: vacuolar acidification. The record is from RefSeq and is a predicted model, not a curated record.
CCUCCGCGCAGUAUCCCAACGUUAGCCUCAGGGGAGACCAAGAUGCCGGAGGCGGGCGGCGGCACGGCGAACCGUGGAGGCGGAGCCGAUGAGCCCGAGGACAUCAUCGAUAUCCUCCCUCUCGAGCUCGUCCGAUCCCAGCUGAUCCCUCCCGCUCCAAACCGCCGCGGGUCGGCGAUCGAUUGGCUGCCGGAAUUUGGUGGCGCCGCGUGGAUCGCAUACGGCGCCUCCUCUCUUCUCGUCAUUUCCCACUUUCCUUCUCCUCUCUCCGACCACGAACGCCAACUCGGCCCAUUCUUCCGGCAGGUGAUCGAGCCGCCGCCUGGAGGUGAGCCCGCCGAUUUGAGUGCGGUCUCUUGGUGCCCAGCGAUACCGUCAGAGGGAGAGAUCGCGGCGGCAUUGGGAAAUAGCAUCUUCGUGUACUUGCCGGUCCCCGGCGGCGAAUCAGGUUCCUUUUCUUGGAAGCAGACUGUGGGGUUUGUGGAGACAUUUUCAAUAGAGACAAUUGGAUGGACGGGGUCUGGUGAUGGGCUAGUUGCUGCUGGUGCCGAAGUGGUCUUAUGGAAUAGGAAAAAGGGCUACUCUUGGGAAAUGUCUUGGAAGUUGAAAGCAGAGGUGCCUCAAACUAUUGUUUCUGCAACCCAGUUUGCUCAAGGGUCUGUGGCAACAGCUCCGCAAGCAUUGAUGCAGCAUGACAAAGUUAUAUCCGGAGACCUUCAUUCUUCAGUGUCAGACGAAACCAAGCAUGUUCUAGUAUAUCAUGAUGAUGGUAAAUCGGGAAUUACAAAAGUUCAGCUCUGUCAUCCUCAACCUGUUUUGAUGAUUCAGUGGAGGCCAUUUUCUGGGAUGCAAUUGCAAAAAGAUGCUUUCCCUGCAUGGAGGGACAUGCUGUUGACUUGCUGCUUGGAUGGAACAGUAAGAUUGUGGAGUGAGAUAGACAAUGGUAGGCCUAGAAAAUUCAAUAAGGACAUGCAUGAUCAGAAGCACAUGAGGCGAUUGUUCCAUGUUGUUGCGGUGAUUGAAAUGAACCAGUCUUUGAAGGGAACACUUGGUAGAAACAUAUUUGUAAAAUGGGCACUUGAACUUGGUGGUGUAAUUGAAAAGGGUGAAGGAGAUUGUUAUUCUUUGUUAUCAUCUCAUACUGAAUGUGAGCAAAUUGGCAAGUGUGAGUGGUUGAUUGGUGUAGGGCCUAACUUCUCCAUUACUUUAUGGGCCAUUCAUUGUCUUGAUGAUGUGUCCCCUACACGGUUUCCACGGGUGACGAUGUGGAAGAAAGCAGAUUUGAUAGAUCUUAAAGGGUCUAACUUUCUCCAUUGUAAUUUUUCAGAGACAAUGGGCCAACCUAUCCUAGUAAAAGUUGUUGCUUCAAGGUGUCGGCUUUUUGGUCCACCUUCUUCAUGCUCUUUGCUUCAAUUAUUGCCUGAUAAUUCAAUCAGCUGGUCACAAUUGUAUAGUUCAUCAGAAAAUACAGAGGAUGGAAUUUUAAGUAAGAUAACAAAGGAGAGAAGUCUUUCAUGCUUUGCUGGCAGUGCUCUCAGUGAGCAUCGGCACACUGGGCGCAUCAUACAAAUUGCAUUGCAUCCAUAUAGUCGUGAUAUUGAACUUGCUGUUUCAUUGGAUUCCCAUGGUUUACUUCUCUUCUGGUCCUUGUCUACUCUUUCAGAGAGCAUCUUGGGUGUGCAUACGCACAUACAUCCCAUGUGGAAACUUAUGGGUCAUAUAGAUUUACCAGUUUCAUCGCCUGAUUGUAAAUUUUCAUGCUUGGUGUGGGCACCUUCAGUUUUGGAGGAGAACCGAUUUCUUCUUGUGGGACAUGAAGAUGGAAUUGAUUGUUUCAUGAUUGAAGAUUCCUUGAAAGGGGAAAGUAUAUUAUCUCACAAAAUUCUCACAAUUCCAUUUGGUGGUCAAACAAAUGGAGCGAGUCCAGAUCAAAUGUUUGCAACACCUAUUAGUUGCGGUGUUGGCCAAUCAUCUUGUUAUAGUAGUUUCUCAUUGCUUUGUGUAUGGAUUAGAAAUUUUCAAACUUUAUCAUGGAAGGUCAUCCUUCACAUGUCCGGAACCAGUGGUAUACUUUCCUCUGAUGUCAAAGGACUUGCUAUUUCGGAAGAAGGUAGAUGCACAAGUUCUUCUGGUAAAUUUUAUUAUGCCAAUUCUUUUAGGCAGUCAUCGAGCUUACCUACUCCCCAGUGUUGUGGUGAAGUUACCAGUGUUGCUGUAGUUUCUCCAAGUAGUUGUUUACCAUCCAUCCAACAAGCAUCUUCUAAUGAUUUUCCUAGUAGUUAUUUUGGAUACCAUAUGGCCACAGGAUAUUCUGAUGGAACUUUGAGACUAUGGAGGGUUUGCCAUGUGCAAUCAGAACAUUCUGAUACGGAAUAUGUCCCAUGGGAGUUAGCGGGUACAUUUACUGCACAUGAAGGUCCAGUCAACGCAGUCUCUUUAGCUAGUUUUGGCAGUAAAGUUGCUACCACCAGCAUCUGUGGCCCUAACAGUACAUCCAGUCUUCAUAUCUGGGAAUCUGUAAAGUUGACAGGUGGUGGUUCUUUUGUUUUAGAAGAUGCAAUAUUCUUAAAAGGGACUGUUGUUGCUCUUAGUUGGUUAGCUUUAGGCAAUGGUCAGACAUUGCUUGGAAUCUGUCUGCCAAUGGAGUUGCGUAUAUAUUCACAGAAAAGAUCCUCUAUUCACUCUUUUGUACAUUCAGAUAAGUCAAAGGAGAUCCAUAGUUGGUAUUGUAUUGCAAUCACUAGUUCUUUGACCAUUGUAAGAGACUUCUUUUGGGGACCGAAGAUGACUGCUGUGCUUGUUCACGAGAAACAUUUUUCUGUCUACAGUCAGUGGUUAUUCAGAUCAAAUAGUCCGUGCUGUGAUGAUUCUGUUGCCUAUGUUAAUCGAAUGCAAGAAAACUUGUUCUGUGCAAGUGAUACUGAUAGAAACAUCUUCAAGACACAAGAACAAUUGAAAAGUGGGAGCAGUGGAAAGAUUUUUCAGCAGGAUUAUGCUCCUGAUACUAGAAAUAGGUUAUUUUCCAUUCUAGAUAUAUCAAAUAAAUUGGAUGGAACUUUAGCACUGUAUCAUCCUGAGGCAUUGAUUCAAUAUAUCUAUUCAGGUAACUGGAAACGUGCAAAAGUUAUUGUGAAACAUUUUGUUAAAUGUGUUAGUUGUAGUAAAACUUCAUCUUCCAUUAUGAAGGGCAAUCAAUGUGGAAAAUCUUCCUAUAAUGUGCCUGAAGUUCACUUGUCUACAUACUUUGAGGAUAAUAACUCUGUAAAUUCAUCCAGUGAAAGGUUAUUUUGGGGUCAGGGUACUACUUCAGAAGAACCUACUUUGCAUUUUCAAGGAAACAGUCUCCAGUUGCUAGACAGUAAAUUAGAGGCUAACACUUUUGGGAGAAUUUCAACUGCUGAUGAAAAAUCUGAAAUCAUGGAUCUCAUUGAAACUCUUGAGAAAUCUGAUGGAAUUGCUGGUAUGACAGAUUUGGAGAAAACCCAAAUACUUGUGAUUCUUGAUCUUCUGAAUGAAAUCAGUGAUGCAAGAGCUACUUCAGCCUAUAAAAGCCUUGAUGAAGCCGGGCGUAGGUUCUGGGUUUCUGUGCGAUUUCAACAUCUAUAUUUCAUUCGUAAGUUUGGAAAGAUGGUUGCUGAAGAGCUUGUCAUCAACUCUAGGUUGGCUGCAUGGGCCCUCCUAUCUGAUUGUCAAGAUGAUCUGCUUAGUUCUAUUUUAUCCACGGAGCCAUCUUGGUUAGAAAUGAGAAAUUUGGGUAUAGGGUUAUGGUAUACAAAUGUGUCACAGCUGCGAACAAGGAUGGAGAAGCUGGCAAGAUCGCAAUAUCUGAAAAACAAGAACCCUAAGGACUGUGCACUUUUGUAUUUAGCACUCAACAGGCUUCAAGUUUUGGCUGGUCUUUUCAAAAUUAGCAAAGAUGAGAAAGACAAAGUUUUGUUUGGAUUUCUUUCACGUAAUUUCCAGGAAGAGAAGAACAAAGCUGCUGCUCUGAAGAAUGCUUAUGUUUUGAUGGGAAGACAUCAAUUGGAGCUCGCAAUAGCUUUUUUUCUGCUAGGUGGAGAUCCUUCCUCUGCUGUCACUGUUUGUGCUAAGAACCUUGGGGAUGAACAACUAGCUCUUGUUAUUUGUCGGCUCAUUGAAGGUUAUGGUGGUCCAUUGGAGAGGCAACUCAUAUUAAGCAUCUUGCUUCCCAAUGCAUUAGAGAAAGGUGACUACUGGCUUUCCAGCCUACUUGAGUGGACAUUGGGGAAUUACUCACAAUCAGUCAAGAGACUAGUUGAUUUUCGGACAAAACAUGUCAGCUGUAAUUUAGUUGCUUUGCACAAUCAUGCUUUCUUAUCUGAUCCUGAUAUUGGUCGGUACUGUAUGAUACUUGCCACCCGAAAUAGUUUCAGAUGUUCUGUUGGUGAGAAUGUCGCAGCAGCCUUUUCUAAGCUUGCAGCAUUUUUGGCUGCAAGUGCCUUGAACAGAUGUGGAAUCCCUCUUGAUGCACUUGAAUGCUUGUCAUCUUCUUUAAGCAUUGAAGGUAUGGACCACAAGAAUAUGUCAGGUGUUGAAAAUCAUGAUCUUUUUCAAGGAAUACUGAAUCCAUUCUCUAGUGAUGCUUGCAACUGGCUACUAGAAAGUGUGGCCCAUCAGUUGGAGCUGGAUGUUAAACUAAAUAUGGCAUUACGAUACAUAUCAAGCUACUUGAGAAAUCACCCAAGAUGGCCAUCCAUUAACCUAUCAAAAUCCAGAAAAGUAAUUAGCUCUGACUAUGUUGCUUAUCAAGAUGAGGAGUUUCAGCAGCUGAAGCUUGAUCUGGGCAUGAUAAUAUCAAUGUUUGACAGGAAAUUCUCACUGAGGCCAGUUGGCUUAGCUAACAUGGUACUACUUUUUGCCGACAACAAGGGAUUGAUUUUUCUUGGUUACCUGCUCUUGUAUGUCAAUAAUUCUCUAGAAGGUGAAGAUAAUCACCGUACUCUUGACAUGGUUUUGGAUCCUGCUUUGAUCAGGCUUCUGUUUAAGGCCACCGAGGAGAUCUUAUGUUUUCUGGCUCGGUUUGUUGUGUCGAUCAAUUUUACUUAUUCAAUGCUGAAUCCAGUUUGUGACAGUAACACGAAAUCUAGAGAGUAUAGUCAUGAUCAGCUACUUAGUGUGUUUUGUUUGCAGAACAUGUUAUACUUGAUCAAUAUUUUCAGGCUAAUCUUUAGUUGUCAGAAAAAAAUUGUUCCAGAAGAUCUCACUUUGUGGUCUUUGGUUUUUGAUCUUCUUGAAUUUUAUGUAAACUUUGCUUCUGCAUGCAUUAGAAGAAAUAUUAAAGAACUGAUUCUGAUGAUUCAUCCUAUUGUAAAUGCAUUUAUCAAUGAUGAGGUCUCUUUUGAAGUUGCAUAUGGGAAACUGAGGGAACUUUCACGUCAGACUUCACUAUUGGUUCAUGAUGCAUCAAAUGAUGAGGUUGGAUUCAUUUCUGACUCUGGAUUUCAACAAAAACAUUCAGAAGUACGUGAGUCUUCAAUUCCAGAAGAUGAAAGGUGGCAAAUAUUAGGGGUUUGUUUAUGGUUGCACAUGUUGAACUUUACAAAGCUUGGACUAAGCAAGUUUCCAGCGAAUGAAGAGUGUUACGAUGUUAGAAGUAUAAAAAAUGUGAUCGAUACAUUUCCUUUUGCUAGUGCAAAUUCACUAGUAAAUGCACUCAGAUAUGUCUCCUCUUCUUUGGUAAAACUACUCGCUUCAUUCCUUAAACAGAAAGCAUUGAAAGGUUCACCAGUUAAUAGUAUUGUUUGGUUGGAUGAAUGUGCUCGCUCCCAUCCGUGCUCAUUACAGAAUUGUCUAAAUCAGGGACUUGAUUCUUUGCAACUGCCUGACAAUGAGCAGCAGCCAUCUUUGAAGAUAUUGUGGGAUGUUUCUGUCAGUCCUUCUGAAAUAUGUGCAUAUUUUGCUAAAGAAAAAGUUGGCUCUUUUCCCUGUAAUCAUCAGAAUCAGUUUGCUUCCUGGAAAGAUGUGCAGAGGAAUAUUUCCUCUGAGAAUGAGAAUGCUGAUUCUUUGGACAAUAGAGAGGGAGAAAAGAUUGGUGGUAAUGGUCUUUAUAAAGAAACCAAAUCAGGACAUGAUGGUACAGUUUUGGACAAGGAUAUUUUUCUUGAAACAAAUAGGAAACACUUAGGUCCCAGGGGAGAUGUUACUUUCUUCAACAACCCAAAAGAAGUUAUGAAGAGAAGUGGGGAACUUUUUGAGGCUAUAUGCUUUAACUCCAUCAAUGAGAAUGAAGUUGCACUUGCAAGCAACAAAAAGGGGCUCAUUUUCUUCAACUUGGAAGAUAAGGAACAUUUCAGGCAACAAGCAGAGUAUAUCUGGUCAGUUUCUGAUUGGCCACAAGAUGGGUGGGCUGGUUGUGAAUCUACACCUGUUCCUACAUAUGUUUCUCAGGGCAUUGGCCUUGGGAACAAAAGAGGGGCACACCUUGGUUUGGGUGGUGCGACAAUUGGCGUAGGCUCUUUGGCAAGACCAGGAAAAGACCUGACUGGUGGUGGAGCAUUUGGAAUACCAGGUUAUGCUGGUAUUGGAGCUGUAGGUUUAGGAUGGGGAGAAGAAGAAGAUUUUGAGGAGUUUAGAGAUCCUCCAGCUACAGUUGAAAACAUUCACUCACGAGCAUUAUCACGUCAUCCCUCGAUGCCUUUCCUUUUAGUUGGAUCUAGCAACACACAUGUCUACCUCUGGGAGUUUGGGAAAGACAGAGCUACAGCAACCUAUGGUGUGCUUCCUGCAGCUAAUGUGCCACCUCCUUAUGCACUUGCAUCAAUAUCUGCAUUACAAUUUGAUCACUAUGGGCACAGAUUUGCUACUGCUGCAUUAGAUGGCACAGUAUGCACAUGGCAACUUGAGGUGGGAGGGAAGAGCAAUGUACACCCCACAGAUUCUUCCCUCUGCUUUAGCAAUCAUGCAUCGGAUGUUGCAUAUGUGGCCACUAGUGGGUCAAUUCUUGCUGCUGCUGGGUGUAGCACAAAUGGUGUCAAUGUUGUUUUAUGGGAUACUAUGGCCCCGCCUGCCACAUGCCAAGCUUCUCUAUUUUGUCAUGAAGGUGGUGCCCGUUCUAUAUCAGUGUUCGACAAUGAUAUCGGGACUGGUUCUAUUUCACCCAUAAUAGUUACAGGAGGGAAAAGUGGUGAUGUUGGGCUUCAUGACUUACGAUACAUUGCAACUGGAAAGUCUAGACGGAAUAGGCAUGCCAGUGAGCAAGAUCUCAAGACAAUGCAUGAUACAAACUUGGGAACUUUCAAGCAUGGUGAGAAUUCAAAUGGGAUGAUCUGGUAUAUACCAAAGGCUCAUCUAGGAAGUGUAACCAGGAUAACGACUAUCCCAAACACCAGCUUGUUCUUAACUGGUAGCAAAGAUGGAGACGUGAAACUAUGGGAUGCCAAAAGAUCCCAAUUGGUUUAUCAUUGGCAAAAGCUACAUGAUCGCCACACUUUUCUUCAACCAAACUCACGGGGCUUUGGUGGAGUUGUCAGAGCUGCUGUGACUGAUAUCCAAGUCCUUUCCACUGGUUUUCUUACAUGUGGUGGAGAUGGUUCUGUAAAGCUUGUCCAACUCAAAUAAUUUUGACAGAACAAUUAACAGAAACCAAAAGAAAAUCUGCUUCAGGAAGGGUUAGGCCUGAAGAACUCUGUGGUGCUUAGUUGAAUUUCAUUCUGUACUUCUUGUAUGUCAGGCGUGCAACCUGGCUUGACCAACGAAGUCUAACAGCAUCAAAUCAUCAGUUUUGGCACCUAAAGUUUGUAUAUCCUUUGUCAUACAUCCUGACUCUUAUAAUCUUAUGCAUUUUUUGGUUGUAUUGGCUCCCUUGUGUUAUGUUCUGGUUUAUUUAGAUUCAUUGUUCAGGUGCCAAUGGGAUGUAAAAAAUAUUUUCUCGAGUUGUCUGUAAUUAGGUUUACACCUAUUUGUGUCGCCUUGAGAGUUGUCUGAAUUAUCUGAAUGCCAAGCUGCUGGUCAAAUGAUAAAGGAUACACCAUACGGGACAUUCCUUCCCUUCAGUCA